Anopheles maculipalpis is the source of this 1899-nucleotide messenger RNA. RefSeq names its product angiotensin-converting enzyme-like. The record is from RefSeq and is a predicted model, not a curated record. Gene Ontology annotation, biological process: proteolysis. Lineage: Eukaryota; Metazoa; Arthropoda; Insecta; Diptera; Culicidae. Gene Ontology annotation, cellular component: plasma membrane. The transcript has 4 exons. The coding region runs from base 1 to 1899 and encodes 632 amino acids. Gene Ontology annotation, molecular function: peptidyl-dipeptidase activity; metallopeptidase activity.
AUGAGGCUCCUACCGGUUGUGUUGCUAGUGCUUGGUUUGGUGUGUUGUGUUUUCGGUGGCAAACUACAAACAUCAAAGUUUGCCAGUGAGGAGGAACUCGAAGCCCGUGAAUACGUCGAGCGCAUUGAUGAAGAAAUUUUAGCCCGACGAAACGUUGGCACGGAAGCCGAAUGGGCAUACGAAUCCAACAUCAACGAGGACAAUUUGGUGGUAAAAAAUGAAGUGGCAGCAGCGAAUGCUGUGUUCGUGAAAGAAGUUGCCAACACUCUGAAGAAGUAUGAUUACGAAAGCUUCAGUGAUGAGGAUUUGAAGCGUAAAAUCCGAAAACUCACCAAGCUGGGAUACUCUGUGCUGCCGGAGGACACAUUCGCAGAGAUGCUGGAUGCAAUCAAUCGGAUGCAGGAGAACUAUGCUAAAGUGAAGGUUUGCGACUAUCGUGACGGUAGCAAAUGCGAUUUGGCAUUGGAACCGGAGCUGACGGAGAUCCUCGCCAACAGCCGUGACCCUGAGGAGUUGAAGUAUUACUGGCAGCAGUGGUAUGAUGCUGCUGGUGCACCGACGAGAGAAGACUUCCAAAAAUAUGUUGAUUUGAAUGGAGAAGCGGCAAGGAUGAACAAUUAUGCGUCUGGAGCGGAGUAUUGGCUGAGCGCAUACGAGGACGACACGUUCGAGGAACAGGUUGAUGCCGUUAUUGAGGAGCUGCGUCCACUCUACGAGCAGAUCCAUGCUAAUGUACGUCAUCAGCUGCGAAAGUACUAUGGCGACGAGGUGGUGUCAGAGAAGGGACCAAUUCCUAUGCAUUUGCUUGGUAACAUGUGGGCUCAGGAUUGGGCGGGUGUAGCUGCCAUUACCAGUCCAUUCCCGGAUCGUCAGCUGUUGGAUGUGACGGAAGAGAUGGUUCGUCAGGGAUACACUCCAAUACAGAUGUUUGAGAUGGGCGAUGAGUUCUUCCAAUCGAUGAACAUGACCAAAGUACCCGCUUCCUUCUGGGAAAAGAGUAUCCUCGAGAAGCCAGACGAUGGUAGGGAUUUGGUUUGUCAUGCCAGUGCCUGGGAGUUCUCGAAGACUGAUGACGUGCGUAUUAAGCAGUGCACCCGUGUUACGAUGGACCAGUUCUUCACGGCUCACCACGAGCUGGGACAUGUGCAGUACUUCCUACAGUAUCAACACCUUCCAAGUAUGUACCGUGAUGGAGCCAAUCCUGGCUUCCAUGAGGCUGUUGGAGAUGUACUGUCUCUAUCGGUUUCGACACCAAAGCAUCUGGAGAAGAUUGGACUGUUGAAGGACUAUGUGCUUGACGAAGAAUCGAAGUUGAAUCAAUUUUAUGGAUCUGCAUUGAACAAGCUGGUAUUUCUUCCAUUCGCCUACACGCUGGACAAGUACCGUUGGGGUAUCUUCCGUGGUGAUAUUAAGCCUGAGGAGUACAACUGCAAGUUCUGGGAGAUGCGAUCGAAGUACUCCGGAGUUGAGCCACCAGUAGUUCGAUCGGAGGCUGACUUCGAUGCACCUGCCAAAUACCAUGUGUCGGCCGAUGUAGAGUAUCUGCGAUACUUUGUAUCGUUCAUUAUCCAAUUUCAGUUUCACAAAGCAGCUUGUGAAAAGGCCGGCGAGUAUGUGCCAGGAGAUCCAGAGAAGACGUUGAAUAAUUGUGACAUUUAUCAGAGCACUGAGGCAGGCAAUGCUAUCAAGGCAAUGUUGGAGCUGGGAUCAUCGAAACCAUGGCCCGAUGCAAUGGAGGUUCUCACAGGAGUGAGACGCAUGAGUGCCGAUGCUCUGAUUGAAUACUUCCAACCAUUGUACGAUUGGUUGGUAGUUGAAAACGAACGCAUUGGAGCUUACGUCGGAUGGGAAGAAACCAAAAGUAAGCCAUACUGGUUUUUUUGCAAAGUUUUUUUUUAA